CGAAAGUAUCCAGGUCUUCUUCUGGAGCAGAAUACAGAACUUUGGCACAAUUGUGCUGUGAUGAAGUUCAAUGGCGCAAGAUGCAGAUCACUGAAGAACGAGAGGGACUGAAGUGGAAUGGUUUGGAAAUUGUGGAAUUCUUUUGCGUAUAUAUUUGUACAACUUUCUUAUACACACAGUCGUUUUUCAUUAAACCAAUUCGUUAUUGUUUAUCAGUGGUCUUAGCCACCUGUCGCCUUGUG
Messenger RNA from Linum tenue, 242 nucleotides. The record is from the annotation of a GenBank genome assembly. Lineage: Eukaryota; Viridiplantae; Streptophyta; Magnoliopsida; Malpighiales; Linaceae.